Messenger RNA from Synchiropus splendidus (mandarinfish), 2122 nucleotides. It is a transcript of the gene rps6kb1b, whose product is annotated as ribosomal protein S6 kinase b, polypeptide 1b. The transcript has 15 exons. Gene Ontology annotation, molecular function: ATP binding; protein serine/threonine kinase activity. NCBI's taxonomy places the organism in Eukaryota, Metazoa, Chordata, Actinopteri, Syngnathiformes, Callionymidae. The record is from RefSeq and is a predicted model, not a curated record. Gene Ontology annotation, biological process: protein phosphorylation; signal transduction. The coding region runs from base 99 to 1601 and encodes 500 amino acids.
CAGUGUAGUAGCCGGUCAUGGCGGCGGUGUGUGUUCGUCCAUGAGGUGGCGGACGCCUGCGAUACUUGCCGUCUGAGCGACCGAAUCCAAGCGCCACGAUGGCCGGGGUGUUUGACAUCGACCUGGACCAGCCGGAGGACAACGUCUCUGACGAUGAGAUCGAGGAGGCACAGAUUAAUGACAUCAUGGACCAGUGCAGUGGAUUUGAGUUCAACAUGGACGACUGUGAGAAGAUCGAGAUAUCGGAGGACAACGUCAACCAGGGGACGGAGAGCAUUCGCCCCGAGUGCUUUGAGCUGCUCAGAGUUUUGGGCAAAGGCGGUUACGGGAAGGUUUUUCAAGUUCGAAAAGUCGUGGGCGCAGCUGCAGGAAAAAUAUUUGCAAUGAAAGUUUUAAAAAAGGCCAUGAUUGUACGCAACGCCAAGGACACGGCCCACACCAAGGCGGAGAGGAACAUCCUGGAGGAGGUGAAGCAUCCCUUCAUUGUCGACCUCAUCUACGCCUUCCAGACUGGAGGGAAGCUGUACCUGAUCCUCGAGUACCUGAGCGGAGGAGAGCUCUUCAUGCAGCUGGAGAGGGAGGGCAUCUUCAUGGAGGACACAGCCUGUUUCUACUUGGCUGAGAUCUCCAUGGCUCUGGGCCACCUGCACCAGAAAGGCAUCAUCUACAGAGACCUGAAGCCUGAGAACAUCAUGCUCAACAGCCAAGGGCACGUCAAGCUGACGGACUUUGGUCUGUGUAAAGAGUCUAUUCACGACGGCACAGUCACCCACACCUUCUGCGGGACCAUCGAAUACAUGGCCCCGGAGAUCCUGAUGCGGAGCGGCCACAACAGAGCGGUGGACUGGUGGAGCCUGGGGGCGCUGAUGUACGACAUGCUCACGGGAGCGCCGCCGUUCACGGGCGAAAACAGGAAGAAGACCAUCGACAAGAUUCUGAAGUGCAAGCUGAGCCUGCCCCCCUACCUCACGCAAGAAGCCCGAGACCUUCUCAAGCGGUUGCUGAAGAGGAACGCGUCGUCACGGCUGGGGGCCGGAGCAGGGGACGCCACCGAGGUGCAGACUCAUCCGUUCUUCCGUCACAUUAACUGGGAGGAGUUGCUGGCUCGGAAGGUGGAGCCUCCUUUCAAACCCUUCCUGCAAUCGGCGGAGGACGUGAGUCAGUUUGACUCCAAGUUCACCAGCCAGACGCCCGUGGACAGCCCCGACGACUCCACCCUGAGCGAGAGUGCCAACCAAGCCUUCCUGGGCUUCACCUACGUGGCGCCCUCUGUCCUGGAAAACAUCAAAGAAAAGUUCUCAUUUGAGCCCAAAAUCCGCUCGCCGCGGCGCAUCGUGGGCAGCCCCAGAACUCCUCUCAGUCCAGUCAAGUUCUCCGGCGUGGACUCCUGGCACCGAGGCGCGGGCCCCGCCGUCCUCCAGGCUCCUCAGGACCAGGCCAUGGAGGUGUCCAGCGCGGAGCAGAUGGACGUCACCAGCAGCUCGGAGGCUUCGGCUCCUCUCCCCAUCCGUCAGCCGGCGGGAGUCAACCUGGCUCAGAUGAAGCAGCAGGCCUACCCCGUCGUAGCCAAGAGACCCGAGCAUCUACGUAUGAACCUAUGACCCGCUGGGCCCCUUCGUCCUGGACUUGCUCUUUCUGUUGGUUUUUCCUUCAUUUACAUUUUUAAGCUGAAGAGACGCUCGAGACAAUGAGAAUCAAAGUUACACGCGCGCUGACGGGCUGCGCUCAGCGUGGGGUCGCGGGGAGGUCACGGGACGGCCACCUGUGCUUCACCCUGGAUGUGAGCGAGGCUCUUCUCCAGAGCUCUACUGUGCCUCCUCGGCUUGAGGACGGCGGAUGCUUCCUCGGUGAUGGUGGCUGGUCGGAUCAUGUGACGUGGGCCGUGCAGUGGAUGGCGCAGCAGCCACUUCUCCUCAGCGGCAUUGAGGAUUGCUGAUGCAGCGCUUUCACUACCGCGAGCUGAAGGAGGUGCUCAGAAACAGCCACGGCUGGAGCCAGUUGUUCUGCCGGAGUUGGACAACUCUUCCAUCAGCACUCGCUCCUUGAGCAGGAUUAUUUCAAAUUCCUGUAAAAAUAAUAAUUAUAAUAAAAGAUGAAAAAGUUGUUGGGCCGUGACCUGGAC